CAGAAUCAGAUGCAUCCUUCAUCUGGGUAUAGAUUACAUCCUCAAAACUACAUUGCUGCCUCAGGACAUUACUCUCAAGGACCUGGGAAAAUGACCUCAUUGCCGCCGGAGAGCCAGUGUGGGGAUUACUACUCUGGUCUCUAUCCAGUACCAACACACAGCCCGACUCCCAGCACAGUGAGCCAACCACCCGCAGCACAGCAGCUGUACAGCAGGGGCCCUCUGCCCCCUCAGAUGAUGGGAUCCUCCCCAGGAUCUUUCCAAGGUGCUGCGCCAUCAGCAUCUCAUUUGCAUACGAGUGCCUCCCAGCCAUACUCCUUUGUGAAUCACUGCAGUAAUCCAGCGGUUUACUCUGCCAACUCUUCUGUUGCUUCUCAGGGAUUUCCCCCGACUUGUGGUCAUUAUGCCAUGUCAACUGUUUCCAAUGCUGCGUAUCCUAGUGUUUCCUACCCCUCUCUGCCUGCUGGGGAUCCCUAUGGGCAAAUGCUUACCUCACAGAAUACGCCUAUUUUCAGGCCAGUUAAAGAUAAUUCAUUUUCUGGUCAAAGUACACCUAUCAGUCAUCCAUCGCCUCUUCCACCUCCGCCAUCGCAGCAGCAGCAGCAGCAGCAGCAACAAAGUCUUUCAGGAUACAGUAAUCCAUUGUGGUCAGCUCCAGGCCUUCAGUCAACCCAAGACAAUCUCAACCGAAACCACACUGCAUCCCCAGCUACAGCCAGCAACAACCCAGUGCAUACUGAUCUCUUGUCUCGUCCUGUUAUGCAAAAUGCUCAGUCUCCCAAGCCCAGCCCGGUAGUGUCCACUGUUCUGUCAGGAACCUCAGCAACAAGAACACCUCCUGCUGCAAAUCACCCAGUUAGGCCUGUGGCCUCUGCCACACAGCCGUCAGAGCUACUGCAACACAAAGGCAUGCAGUAUGGUGAAUAUGUUAAUAAUCAAGCUAGCUCCGCACCAACUCCCUUGUCAUCAACUUCCGAUGAUGAGGAAGAGGAGGAUGAGGAUGAGGAAGCAGGCGUUGAUAGCUCCUCUACCACAAGCAGUGCUUCUCCAAUGCCCAACAGCUACGAUGCCUUAGAAGGAGGCAACUAUCCAGACAUGCUUUCUUCGGCAGCCAGCAGUCCCGCCCCUGAUCCUGCCCCUGAACCUGAUCAUGCUGCAACUCUGGCUCCUGCUGCUCCUCAGCCUACAAAAAUGUCCAAGCCUUUUGGCUAUGGUUAUCCAACUCUUCAGCCUGGUUAUCAGAAUGCUGCAGCACCACUUAAUUCCGGAGUACAGUCCAGUAGCAGCAUGUAUUCUGGAUUCCAGCAGUAUACUCAGCCGUAUCCUGGCGGGAACCAGCUGUCCUCCAGUCUAGCAGGACUGAGUCUGCAGAGUUCUCCCCAGCCGGAAAGCCUGAGACCUGUAAACCUCACCCAGGAGAGGAAUGUGUUACCUGCGACUCCCGUGUGGGCUCCCGUACCAAACCUGAAUGUAGACCUCAGGAAAUUAAAUUGUAGUCCAGAUUCAUUUCGGUGUACUUUGACAAAUAUUCCACAGACGCAGGCUUUACUGAAUAAAGCUAAACUACCUUUAGGAUUGUUGCUUCAUCCCUUCAGAGACCUAACGCAAUUACCAGUGAUAACGUCCAAUACCAUCGUGCGGUGCCGAUCUUGUCGAACAUACAUCAACCCUUUUGUAUCCUUCAUUGAUCAACGUAGAUGGAAAUGCAAUUUGUGCUAUAGAGUGAAUGAUGUACCCGAAGAAUUUAUGUAUAACCCCCUUACUCGAUCAUAUGGUGAACCUCAUAAACGACCAGAAGUUCAGAAUUCAACGGUGGAGUUCAUUGCUUCUUCAGAUUACAUGCUUCGUCCUCCCCAGCCUGCGGUGUACUUGUUUGUUUUAGAUGUGUCUCAUAAUGCAGUGGAAGCUGGAUAUUUGGCCAUUUUGUGCCAAUCGCUGUUAGAAAAUCUCGACAAGCUUCCUGGAGACUCAAGAACAAGAAUAGGAUUCAUGACUUUUGAUAGCACUAUUCACUUCUACAACUUACAAGAUGGACUAUCACAGCCUCAGAUGUUAAUAGUGUCUGAUAUCGAAGAUGUUUUUCUACCCACACCAGAUAGCUUACUUGUGAAUCUAUGUGAAAGUAAAGAGCUUAUCAAAGACCUAUUGAAUGCAUUACCAAACAUGUUCACCAAUACAAGAGAAACGCACAGUGCCCUUGGUCCUGCGCUUCAGGCAGCCUUUAAACUGAUGUCUCCAACAGGUGGCCGCGUGUCUGUAUUUCAGACACAGUUACCUUCCAUGGGGGCAGGACUUCUGCAGUCGCGAGAAGACCCCAAUCAGAGAUCGAGUACAAAGGUUGUACAACACCUUGGCCCUGCGACUGACUUUUACAAGAAACUCGCUUUAGAUUGUUCCGGGCAGCAGACUGCAGUGGAUCUGUUCCUUUUAAGCUCACAGUAUUCUGAUCUGGCUUCUCUAGCUUGUAUGUCCAAGUAUUCUGCAGGGUGCAUCUAUUAUUACCCAUCAUUCCACUGCACUCACAAUCCUUCACAAGCAGAGAAACUACAAAAAGACCUAAAACGUUAUCUGACGAGGAAAAUUGGGUUUGAAGCUGUAAUGAGAAUAAGAUGUACUAAAGGUCUUUCGAUGCACACUUUCCAUGGCAACUUUUUUGUUCGUUCCACUGAUCUUUUAUCCCUGGCCAACAUCAACCCGGAUGCUGGAUUUGCAGUGCAGCUGUCUAUUGAAGAGAAUCUGACCGAUACUUCUUUAGUGUGUUUUCAGACAGCUCUAUUAUAUACAUCAAGCAAAGGUGAACGUCGGAUUAGAGUACACACACUUUGUUUGCCAGUAGUAAGUUCUCUAGCAGAUGUGUAUGCAGGCGUGGAUGUACAAGCUGCCAUCUGCCUCCUAGCAAAUAUGGCUGUGGAUCGAUCCAUCUCAUCAAGUCUGUCAGACGCGAGAGACGCCUUAGUGAAUGCGGUGGUGGAUUCCUUGUCUGCGUACGGCUCGACGCUCUCAAAUUUACAGCACUCGGCGUUGAUAGCACCCAGCUCCCUCAAGUUGUUUCCUCUCUAUGUUUUGGCCCUUCUCAAACAGAAAGCAUUUCGAACUGGUACCAGCACACGCCUGGAUGAUCGAGUGUAUGCCAUGUGCCAGAUGAAGUCCCAGCCACUUGUUCAUCUCAUGAAAAUGAUCCAUCCCAACCUAUACAGGAUUGACAGACUGACAGACGAGGGUGCUGUGCAUGUUAAUGACAGGGUUGUGCCUCAACCGCCUCUUCAAAAAUUGUCUGCAGAGAAGCUGACACGAGAAGGUGCUUUCCUUAUGGACUGUGGCUCUAUUUUUUACAUUUGGAUUGGAAAGAGCUGUGACAACAACUUCAUAGAAGAUGUGCUUGGAUACCCUAAUUUUGCAUCUGUUCCACAGAAAAUGACACAUCUUCCAGAGCUGGAUACACUUUCAUCAGAAAGAACUCGAUCCUUUAUAACUUGGCUUCGAGACAGUAGACCACUAAGCCCAAUUCUUCACGUGGUAAAAGAUGAGAGUCCUGCCAAAGCAGAAUUUUUUCAACAUUUAGUUGAAGACCGGACGGAAGCCGCAUUCUCUUACUAUGAAUUUUUAAUUCAUGUUCAGAAGCAGAUUUGUAAGUGACGUGGAAUAAAGUUAAGAAGAAAAAGCCGUGUAACUUGUUAAAGCACCCUCUGUCAGAGAAGCACAUAGGAGAGUUGAAACGAAGGCACUGGUUGCCGUCCAGACAGGUGCGUGCCCGUCUGAGGCCCUGGGGAAGGUAGCGAGGACUCGCGUGGCUUUCUUCAGCCUGAGUGAACAGUGGUGGCGAUGGCGCCGCACCAGAACCUGUUCGCGUGGCCUCGCCAUGUUUCCCCAUUGCCGCGAGCACAGCAGCACAGUGCGCCGUGCUUGCCAGCCGGCAGAUCUGUGUAGCAGUGUGCAAUGAUACGUCAUGAUGUGUAAUUAGACCAACUCCUCUUUCUUGUUUUCUUACACUUAAUGUCACAUCUCCGGACCCGAACUCUGACAAGAGAUGCCAACAGGCAAUGGUACCGUGUUAUUUGUUUUUAUGAAUUACUUUUUACCAAGGAAUGAUUCUUAUUCAUUCAAUGAAUUCAGCGUUUUCCCUGUAAAAACUAUAAUAGUUUUAGUACAUGACCUAUAGAACAAAGUACAUAUAGACACAUAAUGUACAUAAAUGUUACAUUUGUAAAGAAAGUGUAAAAAUGUAACUACAGAAUAUGAAUUGCUGAACCUGUGCUGCAUUGUUGGAUGACAACUCUCGGUCGCAGAGAAUGAGGUUGACAAACACGUAUCAUGAAUUGAGUCCACAAAAGAAACACGAAACUCUUUGUAAUUCUGUUAAAUCUCUUAUGUGGAUUUAUUUAUGAUCAGCCUACUAAUUAAAAAAUAUUUUGCUUGACAA
Messenger RNA from Echinops telfairi (small Madagascar hedgehog), 4420 nucleotides. It is a transcript of the gene SEC24B, whose product is annotated as SEC24 homolog B, COPII coat complex component. The record is from RefSeq and is a predicted model, not a curated record. The transcript has 23 exons. Gene Ontology annotation, biological process: intracellular protein transport; COPII-coated vesicle cargo loading; endoplasmic reticulum to Golgi vesicle-mediated transport. Bases 10 to 3636 code for a protein of 1208 amino acids. Gene Ontology annotation, cellular component: endoplasmic reticulum exit site; COPII vesicle coat. Lineage: Eukaryota; Metazoa; Chordata; Mammalia; Afrosoricida; Tenrecidae. Gene Ontology annotation, molecular function: SNARE binding; zinc ion binding.